CUGAGGCGAGGGACUACAGCGCCCACAAUGCACCGCGCGCCGCGGCCGAGCCUCGCGAAGGGCCGGAAAGGCGGGCCAAGAUGGCGGCGGCGCCUGCUCUGAGGCGGAGGCCCCGGCGUUUAUCACAUGGUGGAAAAUAGAAGCCAAGCUUCCCAUCAACAAUGCCUGGCAACACAUAUUCUCCAGGAGUCUGCUGCUGCUGUGCUGCCUUGCGCCCCCGUUACAAGCGCCUGGUAGAUAACAUAUUCCCCGAAGAUCCAAAAGAUGGCCUUGUCAAAGCAGAUAUGGAGAAACUCACCUUCUAUGCUGUCUCUGCUCCCGAGAAGCUUGAUCGGAUCGGUGCGUAUUUAGCAGAGAGGCUGAGCAGAGAUGUUGUCAGACACCGCUGUGGGUAUGUCUUCAUUGCCAUGGAAGCCCUAGACCAGCUGCUCAUGGCUUGCCAUUCUCAAAGCAUCAAGCCGUUUGUGGAGAGCUUCCUUCACAUGGUGGCCAAGCUUCUGGAGUCCGGAGAGCCGAGGCUGCAAGUCCUGGGAACCAACUCGUUUGUCAAAUUUGCAAACAUUGAGGAGGACACGCCUUCCUAUCACCGCCGCUAUGACUUCUUUGUGUCUCGCUUCAGUGGCAUGUGUCACUCCUGCCACACUGACCCGGAAAUACGGAACGAGAUCCGAAUUGCUGGAAUCAGGGGCAUCCAGGGGGUGGUUCGCAAAACCGUAAACGACGAGCUCCGAGCCACCAUAUGGGAGCCUCAGCAUAUGGACAAGAUUGUUCCCUCGCUGCUUUAUAAUAUGCAGAAGAUUGAAGAUGUCGACAGCCGGAUUGGCCCACCCUCCUCUCCAACAGGAGGCGAUAAAGAGGAGAACCCAGCUGUGCUGGCUGAGAAUUGCUUCAGGGAGCUGCUGGGCCGCGCCACCUAUGGGAACAUGAAUAAUGCUGUGAGACCAGUCUUUGCACAUUUAGACCAUCACAGACUGUGGGACCCCAAUGAAUUUGCUGUCCACUGCUUCAAAAUCAUCAUGUACUCCAUACAGGCGCAGUAUUCUCAUCAUGUGAUACAGGAAAUCCUGGGGCACCUUGAUUGCUGCAAACGAGACUCUCCCCGAGUUCGAGCCGGUAUCAUCCAGGUCCUUUUGGAGGCAGUGGCCAUUGCUGCUAAAGGAUCCAUUGGCCCAACUGUCCUGGAGGUGUUUAACACGCUGCUGAAGCACCUGAGCUUGAGUGUGGAUUUUGAACUGGGCCAAGACUCUGAUGGCAAAGGUAGCCUCAAUAGCCGCACAAAGGAGAGCGAUGAGAAGAUCGUCCAGAAUGCCAUCAUUCAAACUAUUGGUUUCUUUGGCAGCAACCUCCCAGAUUACCAGCGCUCCGAAAUAAUGAUGUUCGUUAUGGGGAAGGUCCCUGUGUUUGGGUCAGCAUCUCAGACUGUGGACACCAGCCAGCUGGGGGAUUUGGGAACCAGGAGGAUUCAGAUCAUGUUGCUGCGGUCUUUGCUUAUGGUCACCUCGGGGUACAAUGCCAAAAGCAUCAUGACUGUUCUCUCAGCCCCGUUCCUGGAUCCCCUGCUGUCCUCUUCGCUCACGGAAGACAGCGAGCUCCGGCAGCUGGUUCUGGAAAUACUACACAAUCUUAUUGACCGGCACGACAACAGAGCAAAGCUCAGAGGAAUAAGAAUAAUACCUGAUGUGUCUGAUCUGAAGAUAAAGCGAGACAAAAUUUCGCGGCAAGAUGUGAGCUUCAUGAAGAAGCACGGCCAGCAGCUGUACAGGCACGUUUACAUGGGCUGCAAAGAAGUCGACAACGUGCAUAAGAACUUUGAGCUGCUCUACACGUCUCUUGCUCUGAUAACGAUUGAACUCGCCAACGAAGAGGUGGUGACCGACCUCAUCCGCCUGGCCAUUGCCUUGCAGGAUACUGCCAUCCUGAACGAGGAUAACCUGCCAAUGUCUCACCGCUGCAGCAUCAUGGCGCUGGUCGCCGCGUACCUCAACUUCCUGAGUCAGAUGAUCGCAGUGCCUGCCUUCUGCCAGCACAUCAGCAAGGUCAUUGAAACCAGAACUGUGGAAGCACCGUACUUUUUGCCAGAAACCAUAUUCAGAGACAAGUGCAGUCUCCCCAAAGCCUUAGACAAGGACGACAAGAACUUGUUUUUCCUGACUCACAAGAUUGCGGAAUCCUUGGGCGGCAGCGGAUACAGCGUGGAGAGGCUCUCUGUGCCUUACGUGCCCCAGGUGACAGAUGAAGACCGGCUGUCCCGAAGGAAGAGUAUUGUGGAUACUGUAUCUAUUCAGGUGGACAUCCUCCCUGGCAAUGGCACAGAAGACAAGGUUAACACGGAGGAAAUUACCUUUGAAGCACUGAAGAAAGCUAUAGAUAACACUGGUCUUGAAGAGCAAGAGAAGGAGAAGAGGCGCCUGGUGAUUGAGAAGUUCCAGAAAGCUCCCUUUGAAGAGAUUGCAGCCCAGUGUGAAACCAAGGCAAACCUCCUCCACGACCGGCUUGCUCAGAUCUUGGAGCUCACCAUUCGCCCUCCUCCCAGCCCUUCUGGGACGCUGACCAUCACGGCUGGACACACCCACUAUCAAUCCGUUCCGGUCUAUGAGAUGAAGUUUCCAGAUCUUUGUGUGUAUUAAAGAGUCUUCUGGCCUCUGCUGGGCAUUA
Molecule: messenger RNA, 2655 nt
Organism: Podarcis raffonei (Aeolian wall lizard)
Lineage: Eukaryota; Metazoa; Chordata; Lepidosauria; Squamata; Lacertidae
Product: protein EFR3 homolog A
Exons: 25
Coding region: 162-2627 (821 amino acids)
Biological process (GO): protein localization to plasma membrane
Cellular component (GO): plasma membrane
Source: RefSeq, a predicted model, not a curated record